Suricata suricatta (meerkat) is the source of this 2617-nucleotide messenger RNA. RefSeq names its product PBX homeobox interacting protein 1 (gene PBXIP1). The transcript has 12 exons. NCBI's taxonomy places the organism in Eukaryota, Metazoa, Chordata, Mammalia, Carnivora, Herpestidae. The record is from RefSeq and is a predicted model, not a curated record. Bases 127 to 1920 code for a protein of 597 amino acids.
GGCUAGUCACGGUCACGUGGGCCCCUCCCGGGCUGGAAACCUGGGGAGGCAGCAACAAGUCGGGUGAGGACUGCGGCUACUGCUGGUUCAGGGGGCAGCCACCGCCGCCUCGGGACCCCAGCAACUAUGGCUUCCUGCCCAGACUCUGACAACAGCUGGGUGCUUGCCGGCUCAGAGGGCCUGCCCGUGGAGACCCUGGGCCCAGAAUCCAGCAUGGCCCCGGAACCCGAGUGGGCUUCCCAGGCCCCUCGGAGCCGCGCCGAGGCAGCCGCUGAGCAGUUGGCUGGAGCUGUGGACGGAGAAGAGGCCCCCUUCCAGAGUGAAAGCCCCCGGCGUGGCCCCAUUCUGCCAGAGAAACCCGAGGCCGAGGGUGUCCCGGAAGGUGACAGCUCCACCAUGAAGCCCCCUGGCCCGGGAGACACGGUGGUCCAGGGAGACUCGGAGGAGGCCCCUGUGGUGGCAGGCCUGGAGGACACCGAGGACCCGGAGGGCCACAGCCCCCCACGGAGCCUGCCCUCAUCUCCCGGCGCAGCCCGGCCUGCUGAAGAGACCCGCUGCUCCAGCAGUGAGGACGACGUGGACAUGGGCGUGGACGUGGAUGUGGACGUGGACGUGGAGGGGCUGCGGAGGCGGCGGGGCCAGGAGCCCAGCACCCCUCAGCCCGCGGCGGCCCUGGGUGUGGAGGGCCAGGCCCGCGGCGAGGGUGCGGGCGGGCAGCUGGGCAUCUCCUUCAACACGUGUCUCCUCGCGGCCCUGGUUCUGCUGGGCCUGGGGGUCCUCCUCUUCUCCGGUGGCCUCCCAGAGUCUGACAGCGGGCCCUCGGAGGAAGCACAACUGCAGGUCUUUCCAGACGCCGUCUUGGAUGCAGAGGAUGGGCUGGGGCAGGGGCUGCAGGCCUCAGCCUCCCCCGACAGCGUGCCCGGCCUGCAGAACAUGGCCCUCCUGCUGGACAAGCUGGCCAAGGAGAACCAGGACAUCCGGCUGCUGCAGGCCCAGCUGCAGGCCCAGAAGGAGGAGCUUCGGAGCCUGUCGCGCCAGCCCCGGGAGCUGGAAGAGGAGAACGCGCGGCUCCGGGCCGCCCUGCAGCGGGGCGAGGCCUCCCAGCAAGCCCUGGAGGCCGAGCUGCGGCGGCUGCGGGCCCGGCUGCAGGGGCUGGAGGCCGACUGUGUCCGGGGGCCCGAUGGAGUUUGCGUCGGCUGGGCCGGAGGCUCCCCGGGCAGCGGGGCUCCCCGGGAGCAGCAGGAACUAGAGGCUGAGGCCCAGGCGUGGAGGCGCGAGCUGGAGAGGCAGCGGCAGCUGCUGGGGGCUGUGCGGCAGGACCUGGAGCAGAGCUUGCGGGCCGCGGGCCGAGGGGACCUGGCCGAGCUAGGCCGCAGGCUGGCCCGGCAGCUGCAGGGCCUGGAGAAGCGGGACCGGCGCCCCGGGGCCGCUGCCAACGCCUCAGAGGCCAGGCACCCGGAGCCCCGCGUCCAGAGUCCCAGCGAGCGGAGCGGGAAGGAGGAGUGGCGGGAAGGGCAGGGGGAGCGGAACGCUGAGCCCUGGAAGCACAGGAAAGACGGGUCUGGGGGGGAGAGAGCCCUCGGGGUGGAGCUGGCCCCCGUGCGCCGCCAGGAGCUGGCCGCCCUGCUGACCGCGUACCUGGCGCGGCUGCCCUGGGCCGGGCCGCUGACCCAGGAGCUGCCGCUCUCGCCCGCGUUCUUCGGCGAGGAUGGCAUCUUCCGCCAUGACCGCCUCCGCUUCCGGGACUUCGUGGAUGCCUUGGAGGACAGCCUGGAAGAGGUGGCGGUGCGACAGACCGGUGAUGACGAUGAGGUGGAUGACUUUGAGGGCUUCAUCUUCAACCACUUCUUUGGGGAGAAGGCACCGAAGAAGAGGCCAGGGAAGAAGGACAGACACUUUCGGAGGCCGGGGAGGGGCUGAGGCCUGGUGUCCCCUAACCCCAGGGUCCGUUGAACUGUCAUCUCCGGUUCCUCAGGAGAGACGGCGGAGCCACCAGCCUUGCACUGAUGCCACUUCUGCUACAAAAAGGCUUUAGCUGGACCUGCCUUGCUGUCCAUGCAAAUCUGUGCAAAUGCUUGGGGGCCAGCGGGCGGGGGGGGAACUCGGAGGGACGGGACUCUGAUUCUGUGGCCAGAGAGCUUUUGUCCUCCAGCGCUGUGCCCCUGAGGGGCCCCUUGCCUGCUCACACUGGCCUUGCCCCCGGCACGGGCUGGCACUGGCUGGAAGCCCAGCAAGCGGGCUUUCCCUGGGGUUUUGUUACGUCUCCGGGGUGGGGUGGGGCUGAAGUCCUCUUUUUGCUUCUCCCGGGCCCCACCUCCUCGUGGGAACUGAAGACUCAGACCCAGGAAAAUGCCCGUGGCUGGGGGCUCUGUCACUGAGCUGGUGUGUAAGCACAAGGGACACCCGCCUUGUCCCCCACCUCACCCGCACCAGCUUUGGGCCCUUGGGGGCUGGAGCUCCCAGCUGCGGAGGAAUGUGGGUUUUGCAGUGUGAGGCUUGGGCUCAAGUCCCGGCUGAGAGAUCUCAGGCAGGUUAAUUCUGGGAGCCUUGGGUUUCUGAUCCUCAAACAAAUGGAUUGGGGGGCUGGGAGGGAUUAAAUAAAGCGAUGUAAGCAAAA